Auxenochlorella protothecoides is the source of this 591-nucleotide messenger RNA. RefSeq lists its product as hypothetical. The record is from RefSeq and is a predicted model, not a curated record. The transcript has 2 exons. NCBI's taxonomy places the organism in Eukaryota, Viridiplantae, Chlorophyta, Trebouxiophyceae, Chlorellales, Chlorellaceae. The coding region runs from base 1 to 591 and encodes 196 amino acids.
AUGGGCGCGGGCCUGUCCGGCGGCUACCGCAAGUCCCGUACCUGCAUCGCGCUGGCCAACGACCAGGCGGUGCAGUCGGCGCUGCGCAGCCAGAGCGAGUUUGGCCCCUGCGUGCACUUCCUGCUGGACAUGAAUGGCACGCGCAUCAAGCGCGCGCACUUUGACUCCUCCGACCAGGCCAGCCAGACCGCUGUGAGCCAGGACCGCCACGGCGGCAUGACCGCCAAGUACUACCAGGUCGACGCGGCCAUGGUUGACAUCUCGGUGGAAGGCGGCAGUACGUACGUGGACAAGGACUUCAACGCCGCGGUGUACGGGCAGGGGGUGACGGCGGAGGGCAUCCUGUCGGGCGAGGUGCCCCCGCCCGCGGAGUUCCAGCUGCUCUACACCGUGCUGCAGCAGUUUGUGGACGAGACACCCAGCCCGGUGGUCAAGCGGGAGCUGGGCGCCAGCGGGCACGGCGCGCGGAGCAUCCGCAGCGUGCGCAGCAUUAACAUGAAGUCCUCGCCUGAGGAGGGCACGGCGCUGCCUGGCGUGGCGCUGCAGCGGAGGACCUCCGCCACGCCCAGCGUGGCUGGCAUCAAGGAGUGA